Messenger RNA from Perognathus longimembris pacificus (Pacific pocket mouse), 3120 nucleotides. RefSeq names its product par-6 family cell polarity regulator gamma (gene Pard6g). The record is from RefSeq and is a predicted model, not a curated record. The coding region runs from base 178 to 1329 and encodes 383 amino acids. Gene Ontology annotation, molecular function: protein kinase C binding. The transcript has 3 exons. NCBI's taxonomy places the organism in Eukaryota, Metazoa, Chordata, Mammalia, Rodentia, Heteromyidae. Gene Ontology annotation, biological process: establishment or maintenance of cell polarity; centrosome cycle; regulation of cellular localization. Gene Ontology annotation, cellular component: cell cortex; apical plasma membrane; nucleus.
GCGCGCGGCCAGCUCAGCUCCGGCCCGCCGCACGCAGAAGCCGCUGGGCACCCUAGUGAGCGCGGGCCGGGGGCUGGCGCCCGGGUCCCGGGAGGACGGCCAGGAGCUUCGCCCCUAGAGUCGUUCUGUGGCCCACGAACGGCGAGGGCGAAGGUGAGGCAGAGCGGGGCCGAAACCAUGAACCGUAGUUUCCACAAGUCUCAGACCCUGCGCUUCUACGACUGCAGCGCGGUGGAAGUCAAGAGCAAGUUUGGGGCUGAAUUCCGGAGGUUCUCCUUGAACCGUCAUAAGCCUGGGAAGUUUGAAGAUUUCUACCAGCUGGUUGUGCAUACCCAUCACAUCUCCAACACUGAGGUGACCAUUGGCUAUGCAGAUGUGCACGGUGAUCUGCUACCUAUCAACAACGAUGACAAUUUCUGCAAAGCAGUCUCGAGUGCAAAUCCUCUGCUCAGAGUCUUCAUCCAGAAACGAGAAGAGGCAGACCACUACAGCUUUGGGGCAGGCACUCUGUCAAGGAAGAAGAAAGUGCUGGUGACACUGAGGGAUGAGGGUCUACGCCGGCGUGCACACCUUGACAUCAGCAUGCCACAUGACUUCCGCCCAGUGUCCUCCAUCAUUGACGUGGACAUUCUCCCUGAGACACACCGCCGAGUGAGGCUCUACAGACAUGGCUGUGAGAAGCCACUGGGCUUCUACAUCCGAGAUGGCACCAGUGUGCGGGUGACACCCCAUGGGCUGGAGAAAGUUCCAGGCAUUUUCAUUUCCCGUAUGGUACCUGGGGGUCUGGCAGAGAGCACUGGGCUCCUGGCUGUGAAUGAUGAAGUCUUGGAGGUAAAUGGGAUUGAGGUGGCUGGGAAGACGCUGGAUCAAGUUACAGAUAUGAUGAUUGCCAACAGUCACAACCUCAUUGUCACUGUCAAGCCUGCUAACCAGAGGAACAACGUUGUCCGCAGCAGCCGCACAUCUGGCAGCUCUGGCCAGUCCACAGACAGCACGGCUAGCCACCACAGCCUGUCAGCUGCUCAUGUCCUGCAGAACUUCCACCUCGAAGAGAUGGAAAGUGAUGAGGAAGCCGACAUUGUCAUCGAAGGGGCUCUGGAACCUCAACACAUUCCCAAGUCACAGGGCAUUCCUGCAGGCAGCCUCUCCCGAGCCAAUGGCACCAGUCUUGCUCACAGUCUACAACGGGACUUGGGUCUGCACAACUCCGGGCGGGAGAGCAAUGGCAGCAUUCACAAACUUCUCAGCUCCUUGAAGCCAGAUCCCCGUCAUACCCUGGUCCUCCCUCAGGGAGGAGUAGAAGAGCAUGGACCAGCUGUCACUCUGUAGGACUCAUUCCUCUGGGGUAGGCUGUAAGACCCAUGGUUGAGGGGAGCUGGUGACCCUCAGAUAUAUAGCAAUUACAGCAGUAAGUUUCCAAAGGGAAAUAUUUUAAAUGUUAUCAAGUUUUAAAUAAUUGUGUACAUUGUACCCUCUUUUUGUUUAUCAUUCCUACAACUUUAUUUCACCUUUUAGACAGGAACUAAAAAAUACUGUAUUUUUAUAGGAUUUCUCCAAAGAAUCUAAAAUACACAAACAUGCACAAGCCUAAACGCAUGCCCCAGAACCCUUGCAAAGUGAAAGACCUAAGGGCAGAAAAUAUUUUUAAACUGUAAAAGUACUUUUUAAAAAAAAUAAUAAAAUUCAUGUUUUUUAACUUGUGCAACAACACUAUGAUGCUGGAGCUCUAUGAUGACCAGUAGCACUAUGAUGACCAGUAGCAUGGCUGUGACAAGACAGAGACUUUCCAAGGACAGGUGCAGCCCUGCCCAGGACAGGUGAGACCAUCACAGGAUUUCAUUGUUCAUAGUGUUUACAGCCAGUUCAUAAAGGCUGGUGGGCAUUAGUUGAGAAUCACUGUCGGCACAGCUCUUUGCAGCUGUGGAACUGUCCUGCCAUGAGCCUGUAACACUGUCCUGCAUCCGGCUUCUGCCUCCUAACGUCAGUGCAGGAAGCCAGGGACACUGCUAGCUGGAAGGUGGAGUCAUCAAUGCCAUGUGUGAUUAAAGACUAGUAUCUGUUCUGAAGCAUUUCAGUUAUCCUUGGAUCAGCUGGCUCUGGCACACUUUUUAAGAUGUUUUCAGCAAAAAUGAGAGCGGGCACUCUGAAACCUCUGUGAUCACUCAAGUGGGUGCUUUAAUCUUACUUUUAGAACAGCUGGUUCUUUUAAAGUCAUUGUUACUCCAUGCUAGCUUCCCUUCCUAGCAUAGUGAUCAGUGGGCAAAAGUUCUUUGAACUGUAAAGUCACAUGGAACGUGAUAGAUUUCAACAAAUGUUAAAUUCAUUGUCACUUUUAUUUGACCUUAGAAUGUUUAUUCUUCACUCAACUAGUUGUGAUUAAGUGUGUCUUCCUCCUGAAUACAAUGUCAGGAAGAAAAAGUCACAAUAAUUCCUUAAGAACAAACUGGCUGAAUUAAUCCUUGGUGUAAAUACAGGUAAAAGUAUGUUCCAGGUUUUUCUGGCAAGUAGACCUACCUGUUGCUUAUGGUCCAGCACCCCCUGCUGGUCAGUGGCAGAAAUGUCCUAAUUUCAUGAUUAUGUCAGCCAUAAACUACAUAUCUCCUUGUCUUUUGUCUUGAAUUCAUUAAGUAAAAAGAACAUUAUUUUCCUUUUAGGAAUUAUUGACCAGAAGUAGCUUUUGCUGAGAAAUUUUUCCUGGGCCUCUGUCUGAGUUCCUUGUUUGUGUACAUAAGAUUCCUGCCUGUUCCUGACAGCAGGGAGCAAGAUGCUCCACAAUGAAGUUUCAGUAAGGGUCCGGAUCUCCAGAUAUCUGAUCUUUGAAGAACUGCAAGAGCAUUUCAUUUGUUCUUGUGAUAGUUAUAAGCAACUUUUCACUAAGUGAGCAUUACGUAACUUGAACUCUGAUGUUCACUUGCUAUCAGAAAGAAAUGUUCCAAUCUAAGGUAUUGCUGGUUGAAUAUCUGUUGUAUUAACUGAGUUUGCUACCAAGAAAAGUUACAUUUCUUACCACGUUUUAAGUUUUUCAGCAACUGUGAAUUUUUUUUUUAAGGAGAAAAUAAGAGGCUUAUUCUGAGCUUUGUAUGCUGUUGCUUAUAAUUGUAGGAAUUAUAGGCUGCUUGA